Solea senegalensis (Senegalese sole) is the source of this 1474-nucleotide messenger RNA. It is a transcript of the gene ifi35, whose product is annotated as interferon-induced protein 35. Gene Ontology annotation, molecular function: RNA binding. The record is from RefSeq and is a predicted model, not a curated record. Bases 38 to 1201 code for a protein of 387 amino acids. Gene Ontology annotation, cellular component: nucleus. The transcript is spliced from 10 exons. Lineage: Eukaryota; Metazoa; Chordata; Actinopteri; Pleuronectiformes; Soleidae.
UGUGUUUCUUUCUGGGAAACAGAAAGUGAAAGAAGGAAUGAGUUCAGAAGUCAGAGAUAAUAUUGUGACAAUGGCGUCGGACGAGGAUUUCUCUCUGCCGGAGGUGAAAACUCUGCCGUUUGAAGAGACUUUAGAUGGAAUCCAGACUUUAAUCGCCAACAACAAGGCGAAGUACGAUCAGCUGAUUGAGGAGCAGAAUGAGCUGACUGACCUCAGGAAGGAUCAUCAGGAGAUGACGCAGAAGCUUCAGCACCGAUGCGACAAACUGGUGAAGACUCUGGAGAAUGAGCAGCAGUUCUACAUGGACGAGCUCACCAAGGAAAUGGUAAAGGUGAAUUCACUGAAGCAGGAGGAGGAGCAGAUCAUGGACGAGAUCCAGAAAGUGGAAGCGGCCUUGCUGGAGGAGACGGCCAAAUAUCACCACCUGAGAGAGCAGGCCGACGUGUUCAGCAGCAUGCCAGAGAAGACAGUCGCCUUCACUGGGGUGACGACAAGUGCGACCAACGCACCGACGUUUGAAACGAAAUCGCGUAUCGUUUACCCGAUGGACGGGGGGACGGCGCUGAUCACGUUCGAGGAGGAAGUCGUGGCCAAGAAGAUCCUGACCCUGAAGCAGCAUAAGGUGAAUCUGACUGAAGAGACUUUCAUCACAGUGGAGGCCGAGGCUGUCACACUGAUUCUGCCCAAACUGGUGGAGAUCGAGUCUGAAGUUUGUCCCAGACGCAUCUUAAUCUCCAACCUUCCCAAAAUGGACAGGGAGACAAUGCUGGACAAGCUGAACAUCCACUUCCACAGGCGUAAAGACGGCGGCGGGGAGGUGGAGUCCUGCGAGUUCCUGGCCGACUCUGGGACGGUGGUCCUCACAUUCACGGAUAAAGACAUUGCCAAAGGUUUGACUGACACCGAGUUCCACGGUGUGCAGCUGCAGAAGAAGAAGAAGCACAGAGUCAGAGUGACGCCUUUCCUCAAUGGAACUGUUACAAAGUUAGAGACCAGGAUGAAGGUGUGUCCUCGUACAGUGCUGCUGACCGGGAUCCCCGCGGUCAUGGAGCAGGAGACUCUGCAGGACCUGCUGGAGAUCCACUUCCAGAAGAGCGUGAGCGGCGGAGGAGAGAUCGAGGCCUGCCUCUACAACCCGACGGGUCAGCAAAUCUCCGCGCUGUUCGAGAGCGUCGUGCCCAAAGUGGAGAAGAAGCAGUAGAGCGGACUCCUGCUGCUGCUGCUGCUGCUGCUGCUGCUGCUGCUGCUGCUGCCACCACUCGUCCAGACCGGAAGCAUCUGAGCGUCUGGUUUUACCUCCUGAAAUGAAGUCUUGUUCAUCAUAGACCUUAUUUUCAGACGAGACAAGACACUCGCCUUUUUACCUUUGUGCCAGCCUAAUGUCAUUAGGUCCUUGAAAUCCUUGAAAAAUGUCUGUCCUGGUUUAUGUCACCAUGUUCCACCAAUAAUAACACAACACAAAUCAGCAACUGUC